Messenger RNA from Pocillopora meandrina, 33759 nucleotides. The record is from the annotation of a GenBank genome assembly. NCBI's taxonomy places the organism in Eukaryota, Metazoa, Cnidaria, Anthozoa, Scleractinia, Pocilloporidae.
AUGGAUUUAAGAACCUUCCUUCGAAACAACGCCAAUCUGAAGUCCCGACCCAGACGAAGAAGACAUAGUAUUGCAGAUGUCCGCUUCCUACACACCCUCCAAGAUAUUCCGGAGAAACCCGAAGAGGAACACGUGGCUGACGAACGACGACACUCAACUGGAAGCUUUGCAAAAACAGAAAAGCCGCGAUCUUCAAGCGAACCUCCAAACCCUCCAUGCUGUAAUGAAAGCGGCAUCCGACCUGCUACGAUUGUGAAUGAGACAGAAACAAAUUCAUUUGAAACCGCUCGUUCUAAGCGAUCUCUUUCUCGUGAGGAAAGCGAAGAUUUGAUAGAGGCCGUGUCCAACUACGUUUUGUCGUACACAGAUGACCAAGAAAAUCUUUGUAGUGUUAACAAUCUGUCUCCCACGUCUACUGGGUCUUCUUCCCCCCAAGAGAGUUCUAAAGAAACUAGUGACGAAGAGUUGGCUCUGUCUGACAUUCUUCGCAAGGUCGACACACCUAUGGUAUCUCAACGAUUAAGACGAGGGAGCAUGAAAGAUCUAGAAGUGAUGGAACGAAUCACUUCCUUGACUCCCAUAACUGAGAGCAGCCGGUCUAGUAGUCGUGCGAGUAGAUCGUCUAGCCAGAAUGGCUUGGAAAUAUUUCCAGACAUUAACGAUGGUAAUGAAGGGACAAAUGAUGGGUUGCACUGCCCAACCCCAAAGACUGCCGGAAGAAAAGAAGAAAUGCUUGGGAAGAUUCUUGUAUCUCCUCAUAUAACGAGAAGGGGGUCUUUGAGUGAUCUUCUGAAGUCAUUAUCACCAAACUUUGAUACAAGAAAAGAAAAUGGUCUGCAACGAAUGGGUAAAGAUGAAGAGCUCAGGCCAGAGUAUAUUUCACUAAAUGCAGAGACCCAAAUGAAAGAUCAGUCUAGAUCACUUUUUCCGGUGAACUCCGGAAAAUAUUCCCCAAAAGUGUCUGUAAAUGAGAAGCACUCUAGCGUGAAAAUUACAGAUGCAUUGGGUAAAGCAAAUAAUUCGCCAGUAUCACUGAAAAGAAGGACUUCCGGAGACCUUCUUAACUCACUGUCCUCAAUUGCUGACCGUGUAUCAUUUAAAGCUAGCGAUACAAAAAAGUCUUUAGGAUCUGAAGCUAAAAAAGAGAAGCACGAAGUCAGCAGUGUAAAUAAAGAAAAAGACGACUUAUUCGGUAGAAUAAUGAAGAGUCCGUGUCUCACCAGGAGAGGCUCCAUUGGAGACGUGCUAAACACGUUGACACCCAACCCCGUCAGGAGGUGUCCGUCGCCAUCUCCUCUGACUAUCAAAUGCGAUACACAUGACGAACUGGUGCUGAAGACCCAGCCUGUUUCCCCGGAGAUGCCAAAGUUGAAAGAUGCUGAGAGGGCAACCUGUGAGCCUGGUGUCGGAAAAGGUCUUUUGGCAAUCGUCCAGCAACAUGUGAUGAAUCAUAGUCAGGCCAUACAGCGAAGGAGAAGUAACUCCAUUGCCUCCACAGAACCCCACACUGGAACCAUGGAAACAGUCCUAAAAAAGUGGAAUGAGGACAGGAACCGCGCAGCUAACAACGAGUCUUUCGUCGGUAAGACAUCUGACAAAGACUCUUCACAAAAGGGAGACAUUGUCAUUAACACCACCUCCUCCUCUAUGACUGCAACAAAAAACAGCAUGAUAAAAGAGAACAACGGCAGUGGUACUGUGACUUCCACAAAUACCUCUAAACACAUUCACGACAACAACAACAAAUCUGCAAAUACAAACCAAUGCAAUAGUGCAAAUAACACUGAAGUACUUAAUCCUCAGACACACAAUCCACAAGAAAACAUAAGUGAAGAAAACAAGGCCAACGUCGACCACGAAACAACUUCUUCCGUUCCCAGGCAGCUGGUGCUAGUAGGCAGCCCGAACAAACAUGUUCCUCAGGGGAAUUCAGAGCAAGAUGUUCCUUCAGCAAAGACACCAAAUAGAAAGAUAAGCGCUCCACUUCCACCAAGAAGCGUUGACGCCUACCACGUUCCCAAGAGAAAGUCCAGUGUGAACGUGAUGAAACGUUCGCCUGUUACUGUUGUGAUUUCAAAGGAUAAAGCCGGGAAAACAGAAGUGCAUAGAAAAGUGUCGCAGUUUCAAAUUCCUAGCGGUGUAAACUUAACCGAUUCGCAAUUCCUUCCACUGAGUAAAGAGGAAGCCGAAGACUAUAACAGGAUAAAAAACGCAGAGGAAAGCGCAUUACCCAGGAAAAAUUCGACCGUUACAAUGAGCUCAAAAGUCACAGUUCACGGCGGAAGUGGCGCAGUUGUGCGUAAAGUAGGAGUUGCCUCAAAGCGACCUGUUCUUGAUGCCUCUCUUCCAACUGAGGAGAGAUUUGCGGCACUCAGCGAGAGAUAUGCCAACUUAAAGGCCAAAAUUGGAGGGAAUGAUGACAAGAAGAAGUCCACAGAGUCCUCCCCCAAUCUAGUAGAGAAGAAUGAUAGUGGUCCAUCUACUGAGGACACAUUAACCCAGUCGAAAUGCUGGACGACGGUUGAAAGUAUUCCAGUUCAAGUAUAUGUUGAUCAAGUAUUUCAAAAUCCUCGUGACUUCACAGAGGCUGAAACCAAAGAGACGUUGAGUGGCAAAAACAAAUCUCCAGAGUCUUGCCCCAAACCUGAUGGGGAGAGUGAUUCUGGUCCAUAUACGGAAGACACGUUAAUCCAGUCAAAAUGCUGGACAACUGUUGAAAAUAUUACGGUUCAAGAAUAUGUUGAUCGCAUAUCUGACAAACCACGUGACUUAACAGAGGCUAAAAAGCAGGUGACUCUGACUGGAAACGAUGAAGACAAGCAGACAAAAAAUGGCGAGAAACAUGACAUCUAUAAGAGCCACAUGGCAACUAAUAGUAAUGACUUCGACAAUGUAAUAAGCUGCAUAAAUGAUAGCGAAAAGAAAGCUUCCAUCGACCUGAACAAUAACAGCAAGCCCAGUGUCCCUGAGACGCAGGUUGAGGAAGGUUCCUGUUUGAUCGACGGUAAGACACCUCUUGACUUACGACCGGAAACUCCAACGCAAAAGACAAGGACAAGUGUCGUUGCAAAGCUGAUGAACAGAAAAAUGAAGCCAAGAAGAAAACAAAGCAUAGUGCCAUAUGUGGUGAAACGAAGAUCAAGGGUUUAUACUAAGGAAUGUUCGGGACAUGAGGGUAUUCCAGCUUCUGUGGCAGAGUUUGAGAAGAUCAGAACCUUUGUGGAAAACACAGUGCUUCGUGCCCCAGUGCGACAAGAGGUAGGUGAAAAUAUCCAAAAGUAACAGUGAUUUCAGAGGAAGUUGACGAUAAGUGGAACAUGUGUAAGGCUGAUGUCUUUUUUUCAGUGAUAUUAAUUAUUGUUUGCCCUAGACACCUUGGAAAUAUUAACUAAAACAUUGAGAGAUUGAUUUUGAUAGGAAAAUUGAUUCUCUUGAGGGGAGGAAGGAAACAAACAAAUGAAAAUAAGCUGAGAAAAUUGUGACACAAGUCAAUUUUUUACUUUUGGCAGGCUUCAAACAUCCUAGAUUUGUUGACUGGAUUGUCGACCUGUUUGACUGAAAUAGAGUUAAUCGCCAUUUGUAAAGAGUGUUCCAAGACCUUACGGACGUUGGACGCGCUAGGAAGUUUGCGUAAGUGUUAAAAUGUUGGUUUUUUUGUUGGUUUUUUUUUUGCCUAGCUUAAAUAACCUUAGCAAGAUAAGAGAGACAGUGUUCACUUCAAACAGGCCACAGCAAAAGAACAUAGCACUUUGGACCAAGCCGAAACGUCGGCACGUGGCAUGUAUAGUUAAUUGCGCAAGAGGUUACGUAGAUAAACGCUCUCUGAUCGGUUGAUGAUUACACCACACCUUGGGAGGUGAUUUUGAUUCUGAAGCACUCAGGCAGUUGCACUAAUAGGCACUUAGGGAAUUUUAUUGCACAAUUAUCGUCCUCAGGUUCAACGAAUAAUGUCAAAUGAAAGUUACAUAUUAUUUAGAAUACAUGAUUUUAUGACAGAAAGUAAAAUUAGACCCAAAAAUCUUGAGUUUUCUUUGACAAACAUUCAAAAUCGCACGGGCGUCCCUUUUUUUUUAUUUUUAUCUUGUAGCAACGUAUCUCUCCUUGGAGACGGUUAUCAUAAACCCAAGCGGAACUAUCAAGUUCAAGCAUCUAAGCACAGGUUUGUUAACUAAAAACCGUCAUUAUUGAAGCAUAUUCCGCUCUCUUGGCUCGGUACGUAACUCAGCUGAGAGUCUUAAACACUUCUUCGUAUGAUUGCAAGUUAAUGAUAAGGGGUCUUGAAUUCAAGGUGUUCUGAGGCAAUAUUGAUAUGACUUGCCUGUAAAUGUUGCAUCCUCUUACAACCCUUUAAAGGCAGCAACUGAUUUAAAGAAGGACGCCGUAGACACAUAGAAGAAGGGAAAGAACAAAACCCAAUGAUUUAAUUUUCAUUUUAUAGAGGGUAGCACAAGGUUUAUACGUGACGCGUGGUCAAUAACGGUAAUAGGACCGGGUGGAGUCCAAUUAAAAAUGGUAACAGGACUUCGAGUCGUCCAAAUCGGUCUGAAAUCAUACUCGUGAUUAACAAAUCUGACUCCCGCUUCGCGGUCGUUCAUUUUAGUUAAUCAUUCGUAUGAUUACGGAAUGAAUUGGAAUGCACUUGGUCAUAUUACUACUAUUAAUCAAAACUAUAACAAAAUUUGAGAAAGAAACUAGAAAUUGGUAAUACGUUUUUACCAAAAUAUUAACAGCAUUUAACUCGGCAAAAUGCGCAACAGCAGCACGCGCGCAUGACGCGCGCUGUUUACUAACCCAGGCAUGACUUGUCAACUUUCCUAUUACAUUGUCCAAUUACAAGCAUAUGACACAUGCACUUCCCUAUUAAUAAUGGUAAUAGGACUGAGUGGAGUCCAAUUCGGUCGGUAAUCAUACGAGAGAUUAACAAAAUCGGACGACCGCAAAGCGAGAGUCCGAUUUAUUCAUCACGAGCACGAUUACUGACAGAAUUGGACGACAAGAAAUCCUGUUACCAAUAACCAUUUCAAUUUCCGAAAAAACAAAUACACCUAGAACAAAUAUCUCUAGUGGAGACAAUGUCUUUAGUUAAAUAUUCCUCCAUUUUGGAAAUUGCCUUGUUUUUCUUUGGAUAAGUAAUUGUUGCUAUGGUUAUUGUGAUCAAUUCUGUGCUUGGUGGAUUUAGCUGAGUGGACCUAGUGUGAUUGGCUACUUCAACUGUCCGAUUAAGGGUGUCCGAUUACAGCCAACUGUCCGAUUAUACUGUCCGAUUAUACUGUCCGAUUACAACUGUACAAAAUGAUUAGUAAAAAAUGAAGUACCCGAUGCACCAAUCAUAUUUGAGGAAAUUGUAAUAGUUAUGAUUAAAGCUCAAAUCGGGCCGGUGAUAACCAAUCACGUUCGAGAAUUUCUUAUUGUUUGGAUUACGCCCAAAAUUAAUACGUGACACGUAAUUUUUACAGAAAGGCAAGGUAAGUCAAGAUUUGAAGUUUUCCCCCCUGAAUCCGUGACGCGUGAAAAACUAUUUAAAACACACGUGACGCGUUAAUUUUUUGAAAAUUCGUGCGUGAAACGGAAUCAGGACCCUCCUUCCCACGUCCUCCUUUACUACCCUCAGCAUAUAACUGUAUUAAUAUUAAUAGGCCGAGAAGGCUGUGUAAAGCCGGAUUCAUCUCGAACUGUUUAUUUACUUACUCACGGCCGAUGUAAUUGCGUCAGUUUCGUUGCAAUGACACCCCUGACGCGCACCAGUCUAGAAGACUAGAAACAAGUCAGCAGACCACGCUGCAUGUCUGUUGUAUGUCUUUGUUGGUGGCUACCAGGCCAACUUAAAGCAUCCUUCAAACACACCCAACGCAAUGCCUAACACUGAUUACACCAGCGCUCCUUUUCUAGAUCACCUUUAUUUGUACCCUACAAUUUUUUGUGAGUACAGAGUGGUACUCAAGUUUGAAAGCAAUUUCAACCUUUUUUUAAUGAAAGUUAAAAUAACUUUUAUCCAAAAUACAUGUAAGCUGCAUGAUGAGAAAGUGCUUUCUAUUGAUCAGAUACGAGAGAUAACCUGACUCUCUUUGAGUGGAGAGACCAUGUACAAAGUAAAACAAACCAGGAAGUUAAUUGUAGGACAAAAGAAACUUUUAGAACGAUUUUUUUUCGAUACUUUGAACACCCACGACUUUCGUUUUAGAUCAUUAACAAACAUCUCUUUGUAUUCGAGUUUCAAAUAUGAUCUUUAGAUUUGCACAACAAUAACUCCAUUUUGGUCGUUGCUAAUUUAGGUUAACCUUUCUCCCUUGGGACUAUAGGUUCACAUUUUGCCUGCCUCAAACAAUAGCUAAGAGUGUUCUUGCACGUCUCUGAGUUAUUUAGGUUUAUUUUGGUUGUACAACUUGCACAGUCUCAUUCCAACAGUCUCGAAUGCAUAUCCUCUUAAGGACUGAAUUUUGUCUGAGGAGAAGACAUGAUUUCGUGAUAACACAGCUCUGUCGUGAGGUUGCCUGUGUUUUCAGCUCCUCUUCUUAGUUCAAGUGAGUUAAUGCAUUAUAUGCGUAUAUCAUAUUCAACACAGAGUUUGUCUAUCUGUUAGAAAACGUUUAAAAGACGACUCACUUGUCUUGUAAAUUUAUUGGAGUAGCACUAAAGUGUUUUUCUCUGUCUUGUGUCCACUUUUUCUUAGUAUUUGGCAUUAGUUACUGAGUGACACAAUGUUUUUUCUGCGAAUAUCACUCUCAGAUGUGCUGCUCCUGGAAGUAAAAAUCUUCUCUAGUUCUUAGUUUUCUCUAAUAUCAACUUAAUUUGUCAAGUUAUAAUUUUAAACAUUCGUAAAUAUCAGUGCCUUUUUUGUAUUCUAUUAAAAGGAUUUGCACUUGAAUUGUCUGCUAAAAAUAGCUCUAACAAAGUACAAAGACUGUGUCUUCCAUUAGAGAGUUUGUAAUUAGUACAAGUUUUGUGUAUGAUGAUCACAAAUAACCGUGUCGAAAAAGUUUGCGUUUCUUGACAGUUGCUCCGUCUCGCUCCGAUAACUCUUUCUCUCACAUUAGUUGCGCAAGAAAAUUAGUAAUUACGGGCGCGAGACGUUUGAUUAUAGAAUUUAUCUCCUUAUACCAAAGCUAUUGUAUUGUUAAAUCUUAAUGUAUUGUGCUUGUCUUAUCAAGUCAAUCCGUGGUCUGUGCGCAGGCUCCGAGAGAAGCAGUCUACUUAUACAGCUCAGAAUGCUCUCAGUUGUUCUGCAGCUAAACUUUAAUGUGGGACAAAUCAGAUCUUUGUUAUUGCUUACGGAUUUAACACUGCAAUGCAAUACUUUUAUUUUGCUGCCGUCAGUUUUUAUGACUGGUAAGAUACGUAUGGUAUCACCGACAUGUAGAUCUUUAAACGUUGUUUAAACUAUUAAUCUUGUUUAGUUUCCCAUAUCACAGUCGUGUCAUUAACAAACUCUUGUUAGUAGAGCUUAUUAAUUGAUCAAUAAUUGAAUUAUGUUGACAUAUGUUCCUAUCUUGUUUGACAGGGAUUUCUAUCGAUGAUUUGUACCUAGCUCCAGAGCACUCCAACAACUUUGCGUCCGAAAAGGUAUGGAAUGUCAGAACCAUGAAGCGUCAGAACUAUGAAAAAACUAGACAACUGCACGGUCUGUUAAGUUUAAAGCGCUGUUUCACUCAAAAGCCAUCAAGGUUUUUACGGAAAGACCAAACUCACUGUAGCCAAUACAGAGACUUGUUUGUAUUUGAUAGAAGCAUACCUCAACAUUUAUUCUGGUCUUUCAAGACUAAACUUUAGAUCCGUCAAGUCUUUCAGGAAUACCGUUUGAGACAAAUUUUUAUUUAUGGUUUGGGUUCUUAGGGUUUAAUUGUUAAUAUUGUGUUCGGUGAACGAAGAUAGAUAUGUCUUUUAACUAGAUAGAGAGCAAAUUGUUCUGGUGGAGGACACAGAGUUUAGCGUUGCUUUCAUUCUGGUAACAGCAAAUUUCUGUGGACAAAUUUGACAGUGCCUUCGAGGCAAAAUUAAUUUGGACGCCUAUUCAUUUACUAAAAGGUCAUUCGAGAGGGAUUUUUGGCAACUAUCAGAUACAUAUUUACCUAACCAGCGUGCAGUAGUUAACGAGCUAGACCUCGUGUGAACAAAACUUUCGAAGGAAAAACUUGUCUUGCCAGUGAGUAGUUGUAGAGUUAAAACAGUGUCACAGUCAGGAGGUUUCUCAUCCGAUUCAAAGGUGAUUUAGUGCGAUCUUCAUUCGGCCAUCGUCAUAUAACAGUUAUUUCAUUAUCCGGCUGUAUCUUCUUCAUCAGAUAUCUUCCAAGGUAAGUAAGGUGAAAAAAACUUUGAGUAGUCUUUCUCGAAAGUAGCAAACAAAUGCUCUGUUUUUGGCCUGUUAACCGAAUUUGGAAGAGUAUGUCAACUGAGGACAUAAACUUGCGCAUCAAUAGCACUUGUCUUUUGUUUUCUUCCUUUAAUGUUGCCUGCAUGUCUAAACUGAGGUGUUUGGUUGUGCUCGCUUCGACAAUUUUUUUCUUUCUUUUCGUGAUUUACAGGAAUAUUGUAUAAAUUAAAUUUCUUUCGUAUUUUCAAACGAAUGCAGCGAAAUCACACAAUUUUGCUGAAUUUGGUACACAAGGUAUUGUUGAAGUCGAGCAAUCUUAAAGACUCACGUCCGGAGCGUUCGUGGCUUUUAAAUUACACUUGCAUGUCUAGACAAAUCAUUUUCGCUCUCUAAUCCUUGGUAUCUGACUCUUCUUUAAUAAAUAUUCCUUCAAUGUUUCUGAAUAGACAGAAAACGAUAAGGUUACAUCAGCUUCCGUGAUUUCAAUUUUCCUUUGCCUUCCAGUUCGUUUGAAUUUCCCUUUAAGUUUUGUCUAACUGAACUAUCAGUUAUUAAACACAGCUGAAGUGCAGGUCCGGUUUAAUCAGAGCGUAUCGCCUAUGGCUGAUUAUUAUAGCAGUUAGUCGUCCUCAUCAAAUGCGAUUACCUUUAAAGGAAAGAAUAUGAUAUGCAACACUGAAAGACAUGUAAAAUUUAUGAUACAAUGAGCUAUUUUCUGCUGCCAUCUUGCCCGAUGUCUGUACAGUAUGCACAAGGUUUGUACAGAACUUUGGCUAUAAGGAAUAACCAGUAAUUGACCUUGCAGAUAUUCAAAACGCCUGGAAAAGCUUUCAAUAACUGAUUUCUAGAAAAACUUUGUCAAGUUUCUAGGCUUAUGAAAGCUGCUAUUUGAUUCAGAAAAUUAUGUUUGGCGUCACCUUGGACUUCAAAAUGUGGCGAAGGAAAUGCGGUUUGACACACAUUCAUUAAACUCAAAGGCGUAUAUUGCAAAUGAUCAUACUAAUGACUCAUUUUUUUUUAUGCUCAAGGUAUGGGUUAUCUUUGUUAGUUUUUUUUUAAGAGCACUCAAGCCCUCUUUCCUCUCAUCAAUUGUGAUUCAGUACAUUUAAAUGUAAGUCCAUGGUAAUAAUUCAAUAAGGCAGUUUUUUUUUAGGUUUGGUUACGUUGAAUAACCAAAAGAUAAAAAUUGCGAGCAACUUAGUGAUGAAGACAUAGACUUUUUCUUUGUAACUACAAAAAAAUCGUUUCAUCGGUAAAAAGUUCUAACAAUAUUCAAAAAUUAUUUUAAACUCUCAACGUUUCGGCCAAGAUUUCUAGUCUUUAUCAGGGAAAGCUGAUAUAGAAAUUGAACAAAAAGCACGAAUAAAAUAGAGAAACGCAAGUUUGAACAAUUGUUAUAAUUAAGUCUUGUCCUGUAGCUCUAAACUGAAAUAAUCGUGUGGCAAGUGGAUGCCAUCGUGUCGACUGAGCGGAUUCCUUCAAAUGUUUAUCUCUCGUGCUUCCAGAAGGCGUCUGGACCGCCAAUUUCUUUUGUCUUGAAAUCUCUUUAACGAUGCGAAUCAGUGACAUGCACAUAAUUGUUAAUCGCGGCUAUUUCCAUAAUAAUUUUAGGGUUGAGUAUGUUGAAAAACUUCUGACGUUCUGAAAUUGUAGGUUUUUUAAUCUCUGCGAUAUAUAUCUGUGAUCUUCUUAAAAUGGCAUGGACUUUGUAACAUGCUUUGUAACUGGCCUUGCUUACAUGCAUGGUUUCACUCAAGCCAGUAAGGUUCUCUUGGCGUGUUGAAGUAAGCAGUCGAUGUACAAACUGAACUAGAUGGAUGCUUUUCAAAGAAAUUAAAUCUUCUUUUGCAGCUUAACUUGUUUAGAAAAAGGGGUUUGGUUCAGUGUACUCAUCUUCAGUGCGUUGACGGAUCAUGGCUUUCUACUCUGACGUUACUGUCUGCCUUGCAAGCGAGUGAAUGACGUCAUCGAGGCACGAAACCAUUACACCUAUUGUCUGCGAAUACUGCGGAAUUCAUACUUCGUUAAUACACAACAUAACAGUACUCCAUGAUGUCACAGUAGCUAUUUGUAAAAAAUAUUACCUUAUUCUUAGGUUCAGCUCAAGUUUUACCUCGCGGUGCCGACUUGUGCAAUGUCGACUAGCCUUGUUCUAAUUUGCUUUUUCACCUGAAUAUUUCGGCUCAGUAGCCAAUCAGAUGGCUAGAAUUCUUUUGCGAUUCGGUAAGAAAACUUUAGUUAUUGAAACCAUGAUCUUAUUGUCCAAAUUCACGCCGAACUUUUGUGUAGAUACCUUUAAACCCGUUUUUUUGAGUCUAUGAAUUUUCCUCAUGAUAUUACUAUGCUUUCUUCAUCAACUAAAGGGGGUGGAGAGGGAAGGGGAAUGAGGGGUUCUAGAUUUCCAUUAUGCAGAUGCCAGACAACUGUUUACCCGGUAUUUACCUUUGAUGGCGAAAAAGGAGCGGGUUUCAGUCCAUCUCUGCAUACCUGAGUUCACGUUUCUAGCUUUUAUUUGGAUCUAUUUCCCAUGUGCUUUAGAAUUAAUGACCGAUCUUUUGUUCCAGUAGAUCGCGCAUUAAAUUAUCAAUUUCUUUGUUCAUUGAAAAGGAUUAUAGUGCGGUCAAACAAUAGACAAGCAUUUGCGAACACAAAGAAAGCCCAGCAGGCCUUAGGUAACAGUACUUAACAUUCAAAACUAAAGAAACUCGAGCGUCUGAAAAGGACUCCUUCUAAUAUCUUCUAUUACGAAAAAAAGCUGAGGAUGUGCGCUCGAGCUCGACAUGAUUUAUCGUGAAUCACAGGUUUAAACUUCUGAAAGUCCUGGACCUCUUUCUUUGCGCAAGAAAACAAAUCAAUUUACAACUAUCGCGAAGUUUAAUUUGUUUGUCGUUUGACAAGCUUGCAUACCGUGGUUUUGGAGUUUGAAAUGUUUCAAGGCGAUUUUCAGCAAGCUUGAACUCUUUUGAAGGUUCUUCGUUAGAUUAACAGCUUGUUUGGUAAGUUGACGACAAUCUUUUCUCCUUAAUUCGUCUGUUUUUACCACGAAACAGGACUGACUUGUCUUCAAGCUCUAUGUGAUGUAAUCUUAUCAAUCUCAAAUGAAGUUUUAGUAUCUGUUACCGACUUGUUGACGUUGUAAACAUGAUGUUUGUUUGGAGAGAAGUCAAGAAAUCUUAACGGUACUCAGCCAUUUCACAGUUUCGUUUUUUUCAAUGGGUAUGUGUUGAUAGAUCGAGGUUUGUUUAUAAUGCGGUUUCUUGUAUUCAAAAUUGAGCUUAAGGAUCACAUCACGACUUCAUGUCCACUGGGACAUACGUUGCCUUCGACUUCUUUGACUAAAUAUGAAUAUAUUUAACUACGAGCCCCAAAAGUGAUCUUGGACGCGUGACUAUCGUAAGCAUUUUACAUGAAAUACUUCUUGCUACACGACAUCUGUGAUAGCUUUCUAAACCGGUCACUUUAAAUAUGCCUGUGACCUUUCGUAUGUCCAUCAGUGAUUUUAUGCACAAUAAUAAGUGUUGCGUUCCCUUAAACAGUGUUUGGAGUUCUUGAACUUUCCUCUUUUAUUUGCCAUUUGUUUUGUUUAUUAACUUGUUUAUAUUUUACUUCGAACCACUUCCGUUCUCCUCUCACGGCGAAAUGACAAAACACUCCAUAAAGAAUUCUUAAAGUGUUAAUCAGAACGAAAGUGGUUUGAUUGCGGCUCUCUUGGUUUUCCGGUACUUGAACAGGAUCAAAUGAGAGAGGAACCGUGGCUGUUAUCUUCUUUAGUUAAGUCUUUGAGAAAAUUUUCCAUCAUAGGAUAUGUUUAAUAUGAGUAAAAGGAUGUUCUGAAGUAUGUUUUGGGUUCCAUGUUGUAAUUUCGUGUCGGUACGGUUAAUGAAUUAAUAUUCGCACUAAAACAGUUAAGCGUUAUUAACUUGUUGAGAUAUUGUCCAUCCUAAGAAACAAUAAAGUUUCUCUGAUGAGCGCUUUCAACCUGGCUCGGGAUACAGAAAUUGGUUGCAUAAUUUUAUUCAAUUCAUUAGAAAUAGGCAAACAAAAGAGUUGAUUUUGAUUUUCAAGACCAAAUUUUUCUAGACACCUCUCUCUGAAAAUUCGUAGGAUUGUUACAAUUUGUGAGAUUUUUUCAGUUAAAAAAUUAAGGUUUGAAGUUGCCUCGCAAUAUUUUAACGACCUUCAGGCACAACUAGGCAAUCAUUUGCCUAAGUAGAAAAAAUGGGAAACGUUACUGAUUUAAAGCAAGUACAGUUUACAUUCACUGAGUCUUAAGUCUUGAUCGCGCAUGCGUAUUUUUUGCCUUUGAGUAGUUGCUUAAAAAUAAGACUGAUGGCUUAAGAAGGUGUAGAGACAUGUAGGCACUUUAAAUAUACGCGACACGCCAUCACUGAUAUAAUUUACCCCGACUGCUAUAUGUAACGCCUUCCUACGAAAUGAAAUGAAAAUAUGCUAAAGCUUAACUAUGCUACACUUGAACGGACACAAAAUAAGAAUUACAUUAAGUAACCUAAGGGCGAAGAUGGCAUCUGCUCCGUAGGCGGAAAAAACAAAAUAGAUAUUCUAUCUUUUUUUUCAGACAUGCAUUUUCAGCCUGGCUGCCACAUUGUGGUCAGCGGCUGACUGGCGGUUGACAGAGGCAGAAAAGCCGUUUUUAAGUUCAAAAUUCCAAGAGCUGCUGGUAUCCAUGACAGACGAUGCCCCGGAUGCUAGACCGUGCUUAUACGAUGUACUACAAGUAAGUUGAAAGCUUCGCUGUGUCCCGACCGUUGUGGUCACCGUUGUGGAGAGUGGAAACAAGUUCUUGCCACUGACUUUGCAUAAAAAGUUGCAAAUUUGGCGAUCUGUGCUCAGCGUUCUGUGGCAAGCUCUAAAAUUGUUAUUACUUACUGUCUAUGAUCUUAUAGAGCCUUUUUCGAUUGACUAUCGUAAAAACAAAACCAAAGCAACCACCAUGGCCAAUCAGAAGGAUAGGAAAGUACCUUUCAGAGAUCACGAGAUCUCAAAGUAAGAAAACGACCAAACUGUCUAAAGUCUCGGAAAACGCGGGCGACAAAGUCGUGAUUGGUUUUAGUUUUACACCAUGAUUGGUUGAUAGAGUGGCGCGAGUUUUCUGAACCAAUCACAGAGCGAAGUAAAUGAAGUAAUGCAAUCCAGGAUUACAAUCAACACACAAUUGAAAAUUGCUCGAGAGUGAGGUAUAUAUUUGCUCACAAUUGUUUGAAUUGGAAGAAAACAAUCUUUUUUUUCUUUUUUUUAUGUGGCGAAUGGAGUAAAUAAACCAGCUAAAUUGCAAGGCUGGCAUAACGCUAAAGGACAAUUUUUUCAUUACGUCUAAUUGAUACCUGAAAUGAGUUGAAAGAUUUAAGGGUGAACUGGUAAAGAUGGGGACAAAUUUGUUUGACUGCAGGGGCCGAAUUCGCACAGGUGGUAGGGGGAGGGGUAGGGGCUGACAUCAGUCAGAUCAAAGUUGUGGGUUGAUUGAACUGACGGUCAAUCCAACUUAAGAACAGGCUGGUGUUCUGGGGACAUGUUACUGACAGAAAGAAAAAAACACAAUUGUUGAAGAGGGGUUAAUUUGAUUGGCGUUUAGUAAAAAAAAAUGUUGUCCAAACUUCCGGAUCUAAGAGCACGAAAACUUUAUUGCUAAGAAGUUAAGGAAUUGCAAUGGGAAUAGUUUUGAAUUCAGGCCAAAUUCCAUUGUGCUCUCGUGUCAGUGUUUUUAGACUUUUAUUUAAUCUUUCAUCCUCGCUUUCUUUCCAGACAUGCGAGUCUUUACAGAUCGAAAAUGAUAUGACGUCACGGGAGAGAUGUCAGGCUUUGCUAUGGGAAUACCAAGCUUCUGCAGCCAUGGACAGCGAUGACGUAAGUCACUUCACUCAGAAUGUUGUGAGACUCCUUAAAAAGCUGUGAGGGAGAUGGGUCCUCACACAAUUUCCUGCAACUUGGCUAUUCGGAAAGCUGCAAACUCUAAAAUAUCAACAAUAGGAUCAGUGCCGUGAAAAAAGAAAAAAAAAAUCCCAACAAUUUGGAAAAUGGCGGUUAUUAAUAGGAAUAAUAAUGAUGAUCAUUAUUUCGCUAUUCUUAAUCCUUAUUCGGUUUCAAAUUUGGACUUUUUAAAUACUAACUAUUGACAGCAAGUUAACUUAGCUGCAAAUUAAUCAUCAUUCGUUGUUCACAGUUGCUACGAAAACAAUCGGUAAAAAGCACUUGAAGAGUCAGUCACACGAAGCCAUUUGAUUAACUUAUGAGCCCAGCCGAGUUAGUCGCGUUUAAGGCCCGAGACUUGAGGGCUUUGUGAGAUCGACAACAACAACAUCUUAGCUGUUUUUGUGUGUUUGGAAAUAUCAUGUUAAGCACUUACUAAACUACAUGAAUUUUCCUGUUAGUGGGUAAAUACGCAUGAAAAGCAAUUAAAAUGUCUGGAGCGUAUAAUUUGGAUCGCUUCUUUCACGACUUAAUUCCUUCUACUAUUCAUUCGUUCCUUUGUUUUUCUGACGUCGGGCCCUUUUUAUUAGAGAUUAAAAGUCCAUUUCAUGUAUGACCUUGCCAAUACUUUUGGCCGCCUGUGUUUAAAUUAUGUUGACCGCAUACUUUAAGAUGGAAAUCCGUGAGUCCUCAGCUCCGUUUGCAUGCCGUUUUGGUCAGAUGCAGUCCCAGAGAGAUGUACAUAACAUACGGUAUAAGAUUCGCCUUUGAGAUGUCACGAAUGCAAAAGUUGGAGUGUGCUGCAAAUUACUUUCUAUGGAGAGUUAAGCUGUUGAGAGCGAUUAUUGAAAUCAAACAUAUACUUUGAUAUUGUGACAUUCGAGAUUGAGCGAUGAUCACUAAGCGAAGAGCUCUUUUCAUAAACUAGGAAAUGGAAUGUAAAUAUUUGUGUUUCUCAAGUGCUAAUUAACGAUUGAUAUGAUAAUCAAGCUAAUAGCUUCAGCCCGGAGUUACGGCUCACUUGUGUGAUCACGAUAGAUUGUACAAGCCACUGUCUAUACUUGACUCACGCGAUGACACAGUCAAAGCUUAUUGCACCCGUGACAACUGUGCGCACUUCAAAACAGUGUUAUGAUCGGCUUUAUCACAUUUUGGACUAUCAGCUUCGCUUUGUAAGUACCUCGACCUUACACUCAAUUGAUACUUCGCAAACAUCACUAAAAAUUACUGCUCAUUCGUACGCAUAACAUGUUUUUGAAAUAGUGUCAUGCUGAGUUUAUUUUACUUCUGAGAAUACUGUAGGACCUGUAUUGUUCAAUGAUUACUACCGUAUAACAGUUUAUUCGAGUAAAAUUUGUGUCCUCUCGAUAUACUGUGCAUCUUCUCGGCGACUUCAAACUGACUGGCGUUUGGAUAUUUACUUUUACUUUCCAGUUUUCUGUGAUAUAAAUUUAAUUCUUAAAAUGCCAUCGUUGUUCGCAGUAUUACUAGCUAAACGGAUAUAUCUUUUUACGGUAGCCUUUUUUUCAUUGGAGUUUUUAAAGUAGACGCAACUUGAAUCUCGCAUUUCCUCGAACAAAAAUUGAUUCUCCACUGAAAUUUACCCCCUAAAUAACUCGAAUCCUCGAUAACUUGAUAUGACUUCUCACCCCUCAGGUCCGCUUUUUCUCAACAAUAUUACAUUCAAUAACUCGAACCCUUUUGGAUACAAAUUUAGCUCAGGUAUUAGACAGAGUCACUGUUGCUAACUGUUGUUUUCCCCAAUUAUACAAAUAGCUUGUUAUGGAUUACUAAGGUGUUAUAAAAAUCAGUUCAUCUUAAAUUGUUUGUUACGACAAAACUUACGAGUGGAGUUAUCUCUCUACAACUCGCACCACUAAGGAAAAUGAGGUCCAAGGUAUUGAGGGUUCGAGAUAUUAUACGAUUGUAAGAUGUGAUUGAAACUUUGGGAAAAUAAUGUUUUCCUUUAUUGUUCAAUUACUCGGCAAUUACUCUGUUGAAUCACGUUGAACUCGAAGAUGGAGUUAAAAACCGUGCGUUUUUCUUUUUCAAAACACAACAACAGGUCUGAAAAGAAUACUAUAUUUCCUCUUUGAAAGAAAUUUAAUGUUUGUGUUUCACUCAGUUGUAGCCAUAAGCAUAUAUGACGAUAUGAAGCGACAGUUUACAAGUUAUCCUUGCACUGAUUUCCCCCUUGUUCUCUGUCACUGUUGUUGUUUUUUUUUUUUUGUAUUUGUUCUCAAUAUUAUGUCCACCAUACAAUUUCAGAAAAAUUCAACACGGCCAUUUUGUAAAGAUCCGAAACUAGGUAGCCGUUUUUUAGACGUGAAUGGCAGCCGGAAAAUGGAAGUGCGUCACUAAUUUUAAGUCCGGUUGCCGUGCGCCUCUAAAAAAACGUCGUGCGUAAGUUCCUUACUUACGAUUCCUGCCGUUUGCUCUUAGAGUUCGAAACUUUUUCUCACGCCACUAUCUGCUAGCAUGUCAUUCGAUCAUCCUCAUUUAUCACCCACUUCAGAAGAAGUAUUUAUACGAAUUCAACCAUUUGUACGAAACCACCAAGUUCAUAGGGGAACAUAAUUACCCAGCCGAAUACGGAACUUUUCAAACAUCCUCUUUAACGAGGAUAAUUUAAAACCGCCACCUUGCGUUUUAAUGUGGACGGAGAACGCUUUGAACACGAAAUUUUUCGGAUACGCUGAUUUCACUAUUCCGAAGGCUUUGAAUGGGAUCAUUUGAGCACCGUUCUCCAAUGAUAUAUUUAAGCGAUUCUGCGGCGCAAUUGAUCGUUAGAGUCUGGCGGAAAAACAUUUUGUUCUCUUUCCUGUUUGGAAGGAAAAAAUUGUUGCAUUUUCACUGAGGAAACGUUGUGUUAACGGGGCCUAAGGGCGUACGGUUAUUGUUGAUAUUACAUCCUCGCGGCAGUUAAUCAUUUGCAUAACAUUGUGUUCUUUCGUGCGAGAGUUUUGACAAAUGAUCAUCUAGUUAUCCAUGAUGCGUCGCUAAGGGUUUCCGGUGGAGGGCAGUUCAAAAGCUUACGAGAUUCUGCGGUAAAAUAGUUUGUUCUUGAAAUUUAAACUCCCUUCCUACGACUCCACGAUUUGUUCUUUCUCCAGACCACUAAGAGGAAGACAGUGGAAGGAGAAAAGAAGCAUCAUGACACACUGAUGGGAUCCAUCUCUGUGGCCGCUUCAUUCAAAGGCUUUCUCAAACAAGUGAGUAACUUUGAUCUUCGAUCCCUGAUAGUAACCCUUGCUUUAGAGGAAUCAUAUAACACAGCUGGUCAGAGCCAGAGACUCAACUUAACCUUCAGUUAGAAGAUCUAGUGUGUCUUUUCUUAGUAAAAUUACAGCCACAAAGCAAACAAGGAUGACCUGGUUUGCGAUCUUUAUAAUUGACACUUAGGGUUACAUACAUAUUUACUCCCUCGAUGGUCAGUUUUAGCCCUUUGCGACCCUUUGGCGUUUUAUCCUGCAAUAACUAUCCUAGCUGAAUAGGUUUAGUGAAAAAAUGACGAUAUUUUGGGUUGUUUUACGUGGGACUCUCACCUACUGAGAAACUAAAUGAAAUAGAUUCAUUAUUCAACCCCUGCGAGAAUUUCACUGAGUAUCCUUUAUUGUUUUGACGCUAAGAACAAAUAAAACAGGUGAUAAACCAUGCAAGCUCUUAGGCUGGAAACAGUGGGUGACCAUUUCUGAAUAACUUCCAGAAUAAGAAUACUCUGACCUCAUUUGUUUGGGAAACUUUUCCUUUCCUCUCAAAAUGUUAUAAAACAUACGAUGGAGGAAGAACAUUUUUAUGUCAUAUUGUUGUUUGAUGUCAACAAAUCUUUCAGUUAUGUUUGUUUAAUUUUACAAUCCCCGGACCUUUUUCGCGUAAUUGUGGCUUAAAUUCAAAUGAGCUUACAUGUCAAAACAUCUUCAGAUUUUUGAUGAAGACAUCCUGUUCCAUGCAAGUGACUAAGUACAAGGUGUAAAAGUUAUGAUAUAUUUCUGGCAAAAUGAGGUUUCAGUUUUUUUGGAUGUUAUCAUUUUACGAAUGCUAUGGAAGAGUGAAGUUUCUGAAAUGAUUUCGAGUGGGUUUUGAGCUAUACGUUUGAGUUUGUCGGCCAGAAGGUAAGCUUGUCGUGUUAGCUUUAGAUGAAAUGUCGUCUUGGAAAUUCAUCGCUUUGGGUAGGAGUUAUCAUCCGGUUAUGGAAUGUUUCGAAAUGACUAAAUAAGUCUAAUAUUUGCCUCAGCAAAUGAACUUUUCCUUCGUAUAUCUUAUCUAUUUAGACGGGAAGAAACGAUGAUACGAUCUAAUGUUUUUCAAAAUAAGAGUUUUCUUGGCGAUGUAUUGUUGACCGCUUGUUUGAUUAAAAAGUGUAUGCAAAGAUAGCUAGCGAUUUAAGAUGAGGUUUACAGAAGUUUAUCUGAUUAAGUCGCUUUGUAUCCACCAUAAUUUCUUUGAAGAACAAUUUUCUGACACCUGUAAGGAUCUUCAUGGUCAAUAUAUUUGCUCAAGGAUGGUUCCUUUUUUCAUAACCUAAAAGUCAUAUCGCUGAAGAAAGCUGUAUGUUCUUGCUGUUCACCCUUCAAUAAACACAAUAUUUUUAUUUCAAGUGGAUACAUUUAGUGAUGGGAAUCUGUUUUUUUUUUUUUUUUUUUUUUUUUUUUGUCAGACAACAAAACCGCAAGAACGAAAUCCUUUUGUAAAGACUCAAAAUAAUGGAGAAUCGUUCCGUAACCUCGAUGGCGGAAAUUCUGGAGAUAAAAGAAACGAAACAAUUCCUAAACCAGAAGAAAUGAAAGCGGAAAAAACUGAAGUCAUUGUAAACUCACAAAUGUCAGAAGCCACCUCCAGUAACUCAUUGAACAGCGAAAAGGAUCGACUUGUGUCUGAUUCAUUAAACGACAGGUCGUCAGACACUGGUGAUGACAUCAGUGAUCAGGAUCGCACGAGAGACCGAAAGCGAGGCCAUUCCUUGACAGAAGACGAAAAACAACAACUCUUGUCUCUUUUAGCAUCAACAAAGUUAAACAAAGGCCCAUUUUAUACCGGAGAAAACGAUAAAAAAAGUGACGAAAUAAUUAAGUCUGUGGAGGAUCAGUCCACCAAGCCACCGUCACCUUCCUUAUUUACUUAUCCACACUACGGCCAAACUGAGAGUCAGAUGAUGUUCAACCCUAUCAUACCCGCCGGUCGUUCUGCUUCUCCGAGCGUACACUCUGAUGUAAGCGAAAAUCAGAUUCCUUCCGUACCCACUCCUACCUUUGUACCCAUCGCUGUCCCUAUUCCCAGCGUAGCUCCUGUACCAAUGCCCCCUUACUGGUACGUGCCUCAGGGAGGGAUGAUGUCCUUUCCUCACCCAGCGAUGUCCCCGGUGCCUUUUCAUCCAGUUGACUCUUCAGUAACUUCCAAUCAGUCAGCGGUGUCAACAGAUAGUGACGUCAGCAACUUGUCUGACGUGGAUCCUCGACCAAAGAACAAAAACUGCGCCACACCAAAGUCUGAUAAAUCCGAAGGUUUAAAGGCAGAUACACAAAAGAAUAACAAGGGAUGUAAACAAAACAAACAAGACAACAAGGCAUCCAAACUUCCUCGUCCCAUCUGGCAGAGGCCUGUUCCCAAGAGCAGGACAACCUCAGAGGAACUGGAAUCAAACACCAAAGUUGUUCGACGAAGGGUACCGUUUAACGAUGAAUUCAAUGAGGGUAGUGAGGGGACGAAACCAGUGCGUGCAAGAACUCCAUCUCCAUCCCUUGGGAGACGAGCGGCUCCUCAGGAAGUCAAUCCUCCUCGCUCCCAAACGCCUCCAGUGUAUUGGACAAGAGAUGGAGUGGACAUGUCACCCCGUAAUAAACCUCGAGCACGAGCAUCAACAGGCUCUUUCUCAAACCGUCCCCCAAGUCCGUCUAGCUUACUGGAUGGACGUAGGAGGUCAAGUUCAGCUACUCUAGGAUCAAUAACAAACAGUCCAGUGCAAGGACGUAAGAAUCAAGGAAGCAGGCCAUCUAGUCCCGCCGGAUCGCGAUCUAAUAGUCCCGUUUCAAUGCUUGUGUCGAAAUUUGAGCAAAUGUCUCAGGAGUCUGCAGAUAGCUCUCCGCGCGUUCGCUCAAACUCCGUGACGUCCAUGAUUUCAAGGUUUGGUUCCUCGUCCUUAGUGCCUGAGGAUCGUCUUGCCAAAGGGCAGUUUAAGCCACACAAUUCUACAACACCCAAGCAGCCAGCUUCGAAGACUGGUCCUUUUCGUCCGUCGUCGGUUCGUAGCAAAGUUCACUCUGCCUCAGAUAUUGAAACGUCAAUUCUGCGAUCGGAUAAUUCUAUUUUAUCACAAGAAACGGGCAAGGGAAGCGACGCAUCAAAGGACGAGUCAUCAACCCGUCACCCUGGCAACCCACGUGAAGUACAGCGUAGUGGGUCAGACCCAGGCUCUACCGACAGCCGAGAACGUCGCGUCUCAUCUUCUCACUGUAUGCUCCAGGAAGAGAAAGAAUCAACUUCAGAAAAAUGUCAUGAUUCAAGGACAAGGCUAUUGGAAAACAUUAGAAGAUGGACGUCUCAGGAGAAUAUUUUAAGAGACUGCAGUUCAUCUGAGGCUCUGGAAGACAACGCUCAAGAACGUUUAGCAUCUGGUCUCUCUCUAUUUAGCGAUUAUUGUACUAAAAGAGAUCAAGGUGAUCAAAAAGGCAAUCCUAAGGCACGGCUUCAAGGAAGUUCCUCUGGGAAAUCGAAGUCAUCCACUUAUUCUGGGAGAUCGUCAUCCAGUAAUGAUAUCAGGAAUGACUAUAUUAUCAAAUCAGGCAACGUAACGCACAAUUUAUCAAAACCCUGGCAGGACAAAGACAGUUCUUUAAACGGGAUUUCCAUAAAAUCGUCUUUAGAUUCAGAGCCUGUGCGCGAGAAAGGUUCCCCACGAUUAAGACCGAGGGACCUUUGUUUAUCACCAGAGAGAGACUCUUCUAUCCCAUUUUGCGAUGUCAAGAGUCCUAACGAUCUCCUCUGGUCUCCAAGAUCUGAUACUCAUCAGUUUGAGAUCCCUGUGGACUUGGCAAUUUUAGACGCCACAACCCCCAUCGUUUCCAGUCCACCAGCUUCUGUGGGUGGACUCGAUUGGAUGUAUGGUGGAGUAGAUGGAAAUGUUAUUUCUCCUCCUUUUCCUCUUAGUCCAGGAUCAUUGAAGGAUUUCAAGCCAUCAAAUUAUUUCACAAGUGUUACGUUCAAAUGUGGAGAGAUGGAACCAGAGAGAGAUACAAACUGUAUUCUUAACAGACCAUCUCGUGACACAACAGAAUAUGUCAGCUCUGAUUGCGUCUCUAACAGGAGAGACCCAACAGGCAAUUAUGUGAGGAGAUUCGAAAGAAAAAUUCUUCGCAGUACUGGUGAUUUGGAGACUGAGGUAUUUGCAUCUAAUUCGACCUCAGUUCAAAAGAGUUGUUAUCCAACGGAAAAUUCUAGCUUCAAAAAGGAAAUAAACGAUAAUCCACGCCCUAUUCCAAAAAACUCACCACUUCCUUCGAAAUCAGAAAACUCGUCAAUUAUCGCACAUGUAAAUGGGAAUCCUAAAACUCCAAGAACGAGAUCAAGAAUCGAUCAGGUUGUGAGAUCGAGACAUCCAUCCGGUGACUGUCCCCCUGGAAAAGAUAUAACCGCUGUUUCGAAGAAUCCUUCCUCACCAAUGACUCUUAAGAAAAUCAUGUCGAAUCCUAUAUCUCAAGACGCAAGUGCACCGCAACGUAGGAUUUCAACGUCGAAACGAAAUUCAUUGCCCACCUCACAACCAAUCAACCUUUCACCAGGCCGCGAUCGUUCGAGCCCGGUGGAAAACCGCACAAUCACGAAGAGCUCAUCGCAUACUAAUUUAUCACAAAAACAGCAGAAGGUCUUCAAAAGUUCUCCGCAAAAUAAUCCAUCGGUGCGUCAAUCAUCAGGAGAUUUGUCAAAGAGUUCCCCCAAAGAAGGAAAUCUUGGUAAAAGCAGUCCUUAUUCUAAACCAAUGCCGUCAAAUAAUCCUAGCCCAAAUGUGGAAGAGAGCAAGAGUAGAGGUUCUUCAACAACUGCAAAACCUGGGAAUCCAAGCCCAUCAAAAGAAAGACAUGGUGCAAAGGGAUACUCUUCGAACCCCCACGCCAAAGCCAGUAGAACUGUUAACUCCACAGCCACUUCUACUGAUCCGUCAGAAUCAAACCCAGUUAGGUACCCAUAUACGAGAAGAGGGAGCUUGCCUGCAGGGGGCAGUUCUACCAUCAAACCUUCUCCAAAAACGACCAGCAAUCCUACUUCUCCACUUCAUGCAAAGCCACCAAAAGCGCAAAUUGAGUUCUUUGGUGCUGCAGGAGCAGACAACCCACAUGGCGGGAUUAAUCCUCGAGAUUCAAACAGAAGACACGAAAAUUUAAAAGACACUCACCAAAACCCAGGGCCAAGAAGUCAGAGUGACUUCGAAGGCAAUGCUGAUUCCUCUAAAGCUCCAUCUCAAUGUGCAAAGUCAUCCUCAACAUCUGGAUUCUCUUCUCAUGAGCUCGCUUCAGAACAAAGCUCUAACUCGAUGGGUAAAACUGAAGAAUCGGAAGUAUUUUAUAUACCUCGCUCGGAUGAAACUCUCCUUAAAAGUGACACACCAUCGGGUAAAAGCAGUAAGCGAUUUCCAAGUAACUCGUCAUCUGACAGUGGAUUAAACUUGUCUGAUCCCGACGAGUCACGAGGAAGCAUCGGAAAAGGCAAAAAAAAUUAUAGGGCAAAGUCACCUCCUUCGUCCCCAACUACACUCUCUCCUUCCCAUUCACCCUCUCCGACAUCUCCGAAGUUUCCUAUAGGACACAAUAUUUUUUAUGAUCCAAAAGAUCACAAACCUCCUCUGCCUUCAUCAGAGGAAGGACCGCUGAGUGUUUCACAAAACGAUCCGACGACGUUGGCUUUUCUAUCUAACAGUAUUCAACAGGAAAAUGUCUCUAAUCCCCUCAAGGCUUCGGUAGGAAAGUCCAAGGAAUCUCCGAACAAACCGACGCGAAGUGAUAAUGAUAACUUCAAACAUCCUAAAAGUGACAUGUCGAAAAUAACGGAUGGAAGUUCUCCAAACUCUGAUGAGAAAACUAACGUUCAUUCUGAAAAACCAAAGGAAGGAUCUGCUGCCGCGAAACUUGCAACCGAUGGUAGAAUGAUGAAGUCCACCGCAAAAGAGUUUGAGUUGGCCUCCACACCACCUCCAGACAUUUUGGGAAGACCUGCUAGUAAAAGCCCUCCAUCUUCGUCAAGAGUUGAUUCUAAAGAGCUGCUAGGUCAACUGGUUAAGAAAGUGCUAAACUCAGCUGCUGCUAAGCAAGGGUCCUCUCCAAACACCUCAUUCGCUGAAUCAGCGGCAAAAGAAAGUGGCAAAGGAAAGAGGGUCACUUUGACUAAUGAGACAACAGAAGCUAAACAAAAAGAGAAAAUAGGUAGUCAAGGGAAAAAUCCAACGUUAAAUAGCUCUAAGCAUAAGUCAGGGCUGUCUGAUACUGAAAAAGCUUCCAAGAUAAAGGAAACAGGACUUAUGAAUUCGAGUGAAACUUCAACGCGAAAUCCAGACGAAAUCAUACCUACAGGAACACUGCGAUCGUAUCUUGGCACCUUAAGUGAAACACCGAUUUCCCCCAAUAAUGCUUCAAUACUUGAGAGUUCUUCGCGCAAGGUACGUCAACCAUCUGCCAUCGAUUGCAGUUAUUGUAAAUUCUAGCAUGUAAAUUAUAGAAUUAUACAGUUUCAACAAUACCCCUGUUCUUUAACGUUGACACACCAGCUACAAUUCCUAAUUGGCGCCAUUCCGAAGCCUUUUCGGGUGAGGAGGUAUAGUACCAUUUCCAUUGGACUGAAGGUUUAAUUGGCCCCACACAUUCAAACGCCCUUGCCGUUAAAACACGAAACCCUGUAUCUGUCCAAGAUUAGCAGCGAACUUCUCUCGUAAGUGUCUGCCCUCACAUGCGCAUGUAUCUACCAAAUAUUUAAAUUCGCAGUACACGUGGAAACAGCUCUGUCAAGCCAUCACAAAAAUCUUAAAUCGUUGUAUUUGAACUGUUUCAUCAACAGGAACAAUCGUUACCAGGUGCAAAGGGUGUACUCUCUACGAUCAUCGACAUGAUACACGACGAAUUUGCGUUUGAUGGCUACUUGGACGAUGGAGUCGAAGAUGUCAACAUGGGUGAGUAACUGAAAAAUCUUUUGGCGUUUCAGUGUCUGUUACGUUGUGAAGUGUUAAUUAUCUUUUUUUCUUGUAAUGGGGUGUGACCUAAGGUUAAUUUCCCGUUAUAUGUAAAAGGAAGGAAGGGAAUUAAGAUAUUUCAAGAGGUAAAUUAAUAUUUCCGGUUUUUAAAACGAUCUUUCUUGUUCUGGCGUAAAGAACUUGUACUUUUAUGAAGCUAUUAAGAGCUGUCCCUUUUUUAGCCCUAACAUAGAUGAACCCCUCCAAUUAAUGUUAAAACGUUCACGUUGAGUUGAUUAUGGUUGUUUUAAACAAUUUGAAGACAUAAAACCUUCCACCUCAUAAAAUGCAAUGCAUUUCCAAGCGCCUAGUGUUUGUUUUUCGCUCUUUUGUAUUCACUUAGCCUACGUCAUCUUUAGUCAUAAAGAGAAGACCAUUAACCGUGUUUCUAAAAAAGUGAUCAAUACAAUCGUACUAUUUGUUUUCUGGGAAUCUAUCCUUACGUGAGGGUAUCUAGUUGAGGCUGUUUUGAGGGAACUUACAUUGAAUCGUCAAUAGACUCUGUCCUCACUUUGCGCCAGUCUAAAUUCGGAACGCGUUAUUCACCUCACAUUUUCUGUUAAUUAACGCCCUCCUCGGCGAAUGCUUGUAAGCUAGUUUACAAUAAAACUGCCAAUUAGCACCAAAUGGGCCCUAAGUCAAGGAAUAAAAAGACAUUCAAUUAACUCGGGCACGUACCAACAAAUUUCUUGUUUGAAAAGAAUUUUCAACGAGGACUUUUUAAUGAAAGAGAACAUAUCCGUGAACUUAUGGCCGAAAGGACCUACAGGUAUUGUCACCAAGAAGAGCAAAGUGUAAGAAUCCUUUUUUCGAACGACACAAAAUCAACUGUUGUCCAUAUAUGUAAAACAUUUUCAGGUGUAGGCGAACUUGCCUUUGCAUUUUAUCAAUUUUUACGUUUUGGGGCUAAAUGAAGGCCAUUGAAUUUUUGGAGAGCCAUGGUAACAGCUUAUCUGUUGUCGAGCUAAUGCUAACUACUGCCAAUCUUCUUAUCAAAUAGCACAAAAAAUUUGUCUGUUCAACCGAGCAUCGUCCCCAGAGACUCUUAACUCAGAAAAUUAAUUACCGUCACAAUGACGAAUUCAACGUUUGUCGUAAAUAUUGUUUUACAAUCUGGAACUAGGUGACACUCAAUUGAAACGUCGGGAGAACAUAAAAUAUUUUAGGCAAUAUUGAGAGUUACCACACAUUUGUGCAGUGGUUAACAAACAAGCACUUGUUUCUUGUUUUCUUCUGCUUUUCGAUUACAUUUGGUUUGCGCCAUAGUUCUUUUCAUAUAUAAUACUAUAAUACCACAUAUUAUAGUGUCUUUUUAUGCAAAGACUCCUAGUUUCAACUUGAUUUGUUCUUGGCAUAAUGUCCAACAGGACACAAUCAAAAAUGGCGACGAUAGUCGAUGGUAAUACCAGAUAAACAUUAUACCGGGCAAUAUGUUAUCGAUAAGAUUUACCUGUGAUUUAACAGGAAGUUUAAGUGCGUUUAUUUGACCUUGUCUCUUCAUUUGCAGCUGAGUACGUUUUAUCUUUGGCUGGAAUGAGCGAGGAAAACUUUAAAGAGGCCAUUACGGAUCAGUACAGUGACUUGUACUGGGAUGAAGACCUUUUACACGAAAUGUACGAGGCGGUCACCGAGGGACAACAGACUAGAAGGUUGGAAAAUCUUAAUUUAAUUAUGUGCGGCCUUAAUGAAGCAUUUUCUAAGGUUGAGUGGCAAAGCCUGCCUCGUGUAAUCACUAACAUACCGAACUGCAAGCUUCCAUAAGAAUGUGGCGCGGACGUCCUGUUAGUGGCUGUGAUCUUGUUUUACAAUGAAAUGCAUGUAACAAAACCAGUAAAAACAGAACUUAUAUCUAUCUUUACUAAUUAUAAUCCUUUUCCAUCGCAUAUCAAAACUUGUCCUGAGCCCAUAAAAGAGUUUGUCUUCUGAAGAGAAAGGCCAAGUCCGUAUACUUUCUCUAUAGGAACCCGUAUCUCAAAAUACAGAAACACAGCUUCGAUAAAACCUAAUCCACAUAAUACUAAGCGAUCAAACUAUGCUUAAGCAGGUGUUUUAAACAGCUGUCACUCCAAGGUGGUAAUUUUGAAAGCUCAAUUAUGUGAAAGAUCGCUGCCCGUGGUCAUCGUUUCUCGCCAGCCUGUGAGCGAGAACAGUUUUCGUUUUUUUUUUUUUAUUAAAACAAUCCCUUGUAGCUAAAAUGGAUGGAUGUGGGAUGGCGUUACAACGCAUAAGUAGAGUUUUAUUAAGUUAUUCAUUUGAUUCGGUGAACUCCUUGCUGUACUCUCGGUAGUCUGACAUGAAAAGGUGUGCUAUGGAAAUAAGAGUUGGUCAGCGGUGCUUACAGCAAUAUGACGUCACUGGUUUAUGUAGUUUUACUAAAGAGCGCCAUAAUCAUAGCAGGGGUUUUAUGACGCUUUGUUCUUUCUUUCAAAAACUAGGUCCACGUUGCAGUUUUCAGAGAGCACUGUCAGUGAUAUCAGCCCUCCUGAGUCCAUCAGUCUGUCACGUGAAGAAUCUUACCUCAGUUUAGAACCUCUGUAUUUCAACUCCAUCUCCAGAAGCAGCAGUGAGAGGAGUGGGACUGGAGCAAGGGACAUCCUCAUAUCUCCAAUGGGGGAAGCUACCGAAUUUUUACCCAUUAAAGUUAUUGCCCCUGAAAUGCAAGCUGACAUCCAGGAAUUAUUGACGCCAAUUUUUGAGGAUUAUCAUAGAGUUAUGGUGAGAGACUGUGACUGCAAUUUUUAUGUUCAUUGAACGUAGCAUUUUUCUCUCAAUAUUAGAAGGCUCAAUUGGAAUUCGCACUCGUACUAAAAUAACACAAUUCCGAUCAAUGGGAGUCUUUCUGAAUGUAAUCAUCGAAUGAACUAGCUUGAUGUGCCCCAAUAAAUAAUUCAUCGAUCUUCCAAAUACCAGUUUUCUUUGGUUGUAACGAUGAGGGGAGAAUAAUUGAAGCUGAAGGCUAGGAUUGUCAGUGUUCUCCAUUCUCCACAUUUGUAGCCAUCGUAGGCCAUAAUGACGGAGAAACCUCUGAAUUACUUUCUAUGAAAGGUGCCAGCUUUACUCAAGCAAUCAUGACUGUUUUAAAGUUUAAGUCUCGUUAAAAAAUAGAUUCUGUAUUGCCGUGCGUUUGUUUUUAUUACAUUUUGACCAGGCUCACGGCAACAACGAAUCUAUUUGUUUAAUUUAAUAGAAAAAAAAACCAAAUGUUGUUAAUGGUGAAGUCAUCUAUGCGCCUGUCCUCCAAUAGACCAUUAUUAAGAACCAAUCAAAACGCGAGCUUGAUUCAGCCCAUCAUAUAAUGUCGUUUGGGUAUACAGUUUAAAAGAAAUUUGUAAAUAACCGUUGUCUUGCUAAGCACAGUCUCAUAAAGUUAAACGUUUGGUGAUUUUUUUCAAUCAGGGAGUGAAGCUGAUAUCGAGCGUGGAAGGGCUUACAGAAAAAUUAGGCACGAAAAUUGUGGUAAGACAUAAAAAGUAACAUACAAGAUAAUCAAUUCAAGAAGUAAGCAUAAUUUCUUCAGCCAAUUAACUUGAUCAGAUUUUUCAUCAAGAAUAAAUAAAUACACUAAAUAUCUCGCAGGAAAUCUCUCAGCAGUUGAUGUUGGAACGAAGAGCCAAGAAAAAGAGCAUGAACUCUUACAACAAGAUGGCGGAAGUAGAGAACAAAAAAGGUCCGUUUCACUCUUUACACCCUAGCAUCAGUAUGCAUAUUCUCCAUACUGUUCUCUAUACAUUUCUUAAGGUGCUGACAAGGAGAAUUUGUUUAAUAAUCAAUAACUUCUUAAGUUGGUGAUCAUUUUCAUUAUUCUCAUGACCUUAAUGCUUGAUUCAGGUGUGAUAUUGUAGGAAGAAAUUAGCUGCUGGUCACUCUUAAGGGUCAAAGGGUUAAACUUCACACUAGCCUUAAAGCUCGUUCCAACCAUCGCUGGGGUGCUUCACGCAAAUUUUUUUUUCUAUUUUUAUAGACAGUGAACACAAUUAAAACGUUCUACGAGCAAUUCACCCUCCCGUAGUGCUUCUAUGUAUAUAUAAAUAGCUUAAUGAAGUGUUAAUGGGUGUAUCCUUUUUCAGAUGUGAAAGAUCUCGCGUCUAAACUAGUGAAUGAAAUCGAGGAGAGCGAUAAGAAGAUUAUAUACUUGAAAAACGUUCAACGACAGUUGAGGGUGAGUGUGCAGCGUAUGUUUGCAGUAGAAUCUCAAAUUGGUCGCCGAGACCAGAUGCUUUGAGCAGAAAAUAGGAUGAGUUUCUUUUCAAAAAGGAAACAUCUUGUUAACUCCUUAUACAAAUGUUUAUUUUCCGCAGAAUGUGUACGCUGAACGCUUUGGGCUUGACACCUCUUUGCUGUAUUCUUUUCUUGUCAGGUAAACUGCAGUCAUUCUCGUAUCAAGGUUUUCAAUCAAUCAUGUUAAUCAACGUCAGUUGAAGUCAUCGCACCUACCCCUCCCCCAGCCCAACAACAGUCAAUCGCUAACAUGUUAAAGUUAAUGUUGGGUUAGGUGAGGGGUACAUGCGCAGUUACUCAGAUACUGAUAUUAAUCCGUCUCUUUGUUUUUGUAGUUACAACACGUCCUGCGUGACGUUGGUAUCGGAGUUGAACAACAGCUUUUUAAACUUUUCCCCGAUUUGGAAUCAGAGGGGAAGCGAAAGUGUAGAGAUUCUGGACGAAUCCCUCAGUGGACCAUCGCUUCAAUCAGGCACCAAACUGGGUCUAUUCUCUUACCUCUUUGACAGGUUAAUUCAACUGAAUUAAGUCCGAUUACCCCUCUCCCCGUCACUUUUUUUCUUGACACGUUACCGCACAAAUAAAUGAAGAUAACACCCUUAAACCAGAAAGAAAGUUUGUCCCCUCGUAGUUUUAGUGAACGUUAGAUUCAAACGCAGUUUGAGUAGUAGGCGCACAGAUAACGUGAUGAAUGAUUUAGAACAGCACCAACGAUUAAUAUUUUUCCUCGUGCGUCUCUGCCUACUCUGGUGCUACCGAGUCCGCUUACCCUUUUUUUUUGAGGGCUGCUUAAAUGCAGUGCGACUUUAUAACGGCUAACCUUUUGCCAUCUCUUCGCAUCAUCUUAGUAUUGGCUCACUGUAAGCCUCUCCGGCAAAACUUCUUUAUUCUUUGAACUACAGUUAGACCUCGUACUAAUGAAAUCAUUUUGUUUCCGUAUUUCAGACAUGCUAUGAGUCAGGCGUAUGUGCGAUAUUUUCUGUACACAUUUCGUUACAUUGCUACUGCACAAGAACUAUUCAGCUUCAUCAGAGAAAAGUGUUCAGCGUCACUCAGGUAAGAGAGUUGAAAUAUUGAAGACCUAACGAAGUAAUUCAAACUUUGCCACUUAAGUGAUUUGAAGAAAAAGUUUGCGCGAAGUUUUUGUUUGAAAGGAAGUUUGGAAUAGAAAAUUGUCGGAAAGGCUGCACGAAAGAAGCCUUUCGUUAACAUUCUUGAGUUAGGCAAGGUUUGCAAAGUAACAAUUCGGGUUAGCCAAUAGCCAAUCAGCCGGCACUCUUUCUCUCGCUGUUAAUCAUCCUCUCACAUCACAGAGGAAGUCGUGGUCACAUGCAACAACGUAUCAGGACUGGCCACCAAAACGGCGGGAAACAAAAUCCUAGAGUCAGUCAGGCUUACGAGUGUUACCUCUGCUUUUCUCUUCAGAACGGACUCUUCAGGUCAAGUGUACAACCAUCAGCUGCAAAUUCGAUACCGUGGCUUGGACUUACUGUCUGAAUGGAUAGACGGCUUUUAUCAGUUUGAUUUCAAAACGAAUCCCAACCUCAUAAAGGAGCUGCUUGCCUUUGUUAAGGACGAGGUAAGAUCAUUCAAUAUUCCUUUGAUUAUUUAUAUGAAUCUUCCUUCCCUCCUUCCUUCCUUACUUCAUCAUUUUUCACUCAUCUUCAUUUUUACUUUAUUCCAGUUAAUCCUCGUGGACAGAAGUGAAAGAGGUCAUUACUUGAUGGAGCUAAUUUCAGAGAAACAAAAGAGAGAUUUGAAUAACAAUUUAUCAUCAGACGAACCUAGUGAUUUCGUGGCAGUACUUCAGCUUGAAGAACCUCAAGGUACGGGAACAUCUGAGACUGCUCUUUUAAAUAGUUUGCGAAGGAAUAUGAGGGAUUUAAAGAAAGCUUAUGUGAGAUUUGUUCUUAUUGUGCUGCAGGUCUAAGCCCUGUGGAUGUGCUGAGAAAGGUGCGUACAAUUUCCAGACUAUCUUUUCAUUCUUGUAUUUACAAUCAAACGGUCAAGGUCCACGCAAAAAAUUGAAAAUAAAUGCUUGAUGAGAUGCCCUCAUCAACGGUUUGAUUGUCGCCUUGCUUUAGAGAACAUAUUCUUAAAACAAUUUCAUUAACAGAGGAGGCAGUUUUCAAUUGCUAUGCUAUCCGAUUUAGUUAGCCACCUCGCCUCAAGCAUUCAUCCAAUAGAUUGGCUGUAGUUGUGAUUCCCUUGGUUUUGAUUUUAACUGAGACACUCAAUUGAAAUUGAAUUCAAACUGAAUUGAUUGAUACUUUCAUAGAAACGAGGGAAGUUUGGUUCCUACGUGGGAGUGUCAUUUGGAAGUCCUUUAUAGAGCAUGCGCAACCAAAUUUAACGACUUAUCUCUUUUUUUUUUCUGUAGCCAUUGGGUAGCCGCAAAGCUAAAUCUCCAGUUCAGUGCUUCAGAAGAGCCCCACCUGAGAAGGACACCACAUACAAAGCAACUCUGUACCUCAAGGCUCUUUCCAUAUUAGACCACUCUUCUCGAAUCCUCGCAGAGCAGCUCACACUGAUACAGCAGGUAAACCUCUCCCAGAUUCUAAUCCCGGAUUUAGCUCCCUCCGUUCUGGACUUCUCCUCUCCUAGCUUUCAGUUUUCUUCUGCAGUUUUUUAGCAUGUAUCUCUUUGGAUAACCUGAUGUGCGUUGCUACAACACGCAUGCACCUCGUGUGAAAAGUAAAUAAGACAAAAUUUGCGUCUGUGGCGCAGCAUGUCUUCUAUCUUUCCCAAAACAAAACAAAGGGACUUUGAUUGGACGAUUUGCUCCUUUACUUAACUUCCUCUUUUACUCAACAGCAUGUUUCGAUGAUGCUGCCUCCAAAUCGCACUCGGUUUGUCCCCUCACCUCUUUAAAGUCAUGGAUGUCCUGAUUAAUAUAACUUUUUUUUUCUUUUUACAGGAUUUGUUUUUCCAUAUUCACCCAGUGCAUUUCUUAAACUCGCGUGCGCACGGUAUCGGUGUUGGUAGGCAUCAAUCUCCUACCAAAGAACGCGAUAACAUGUUUGGCUUUAGCACCGGAAGUCGACGUGCCUCAGAGAUGUCAAGUUUGGGGGAAGGGCUCGUUUCUCGAGAACAAAAUAUGUACGCUCAUGAACCCAGUACAGAUGGCCUACUAGAGGACCUCUUGGAGCACGCGCACGAUGUGUCCUUGUGGGUGGCAGUGGAGAUAUGUAGUGCGUCCUCCAUAAAGGUAGCAUGAAUUGUUUUGUGACUUGAGUUGUCUCUAGUUAUUUAAAAGUGAGCAACCUCUUAGCACGGGUGUUGUGAAUGUCAUGUCGCAUGUUAAAAUCUCUCAUAAGGUAAAGCUCCCGUGAAAAGUGUAAUGAUUUUUGCCCAAGGUAUAUAAUACAACCAUCCCAUCCUCUUGUGUCGAGAGGGAUAGAACGCCUGUUUAACUCUAUAAAAAAAUACAUACAUAAACGUACGUGGUGUAAGGAGCGCGAAUUCAGCUGAAGGGGAAGGGAAGGGGAGGGCGUUGUUGUCCCCACUACAAUGUACGUUUGGUUAAUUCGAGCAACGAGUCAUUUUGUUGAUCGUAACCUAGAAUGGCAUGAUAACUUACAACUGCACUUUCCUAUUGCAGGCUCAACUCGCCCUGAUAACUAAAUUCGUGAAUGCAGCUCGGUACUGUUGUGAGAUUCGUAACUACAGUACCUGUAUUCAGAUCGUCGACGCUCUGGAGAUGUUUGUGAUCCGUCAGUUACCGGUAAGUUAGUUACUCGUAGUUAGUAAGUCUUUCAGAAUUUUAAACAGCUGAUUCAACCCGAGUACUCAAUAUUAAUUUCACACGAACUUUUUUUUCCAAUUUUUGUGGCCCCAGAACACAUUUAUCCCCACGGGAAAAUCAGAUUUUCUUUGACCUCUCGAGAAAGAGAUGUUUCACAUCUUUAUUCAUUUUGGACGUGUUCCCUUCUCGUUUAGGUCUGGAGACAAGUCCCGACAAAGACGACUGAGACACUCGAAGAACUCAAGGCUGUUAAGGUGGGUAAAACGUAAGACUCACUGAAAAGCGUGUUUCAUUGAGUGUUUCAGAACCAGAAGGACAUAACAAGCUAUGUACUCUAUUUCAGGUUUUGUUGAAGACAGAUAGCUCUUGGUUAAUGAAGAGUGAAGCGUCACGUGAGAAGCCCACAAUUCCUUGCUUCCUUUUGUUCGUAAUUCACGUGCAACAGCAGGAACUGGGAGGGUUUACUUUACCAAACGACAUGUACAAAUGGACUAAAAUGAGGUAAUCAUUUUCCUUUGAUAAAAGAAAUUUAUUUAUAAGCGGCAAUCCACUAGUAUCGUGGGCUUGGUUUAAACUAAUUGACAAGCGAGCCUCUGGCUCAGAUAUGGUUGUCGAGCGACAUGUUAACAUAAAUAAAUUGGUUGGUUCAUCAGGAAAUAUUCUUUUAGAGCAGUUUUCAAUUGAGCAUCGAAAGCAAUCGAAGAUUGCAUUGAUUUUGCUUUACUUUGAUUUGUGAUUGGUCCAGAGUACUCGCUCCACUCUCAACCAAUCAGGUGCAAAACUAUCUCGACUUGGUCGCCCGCGUUUUCCCGCGCUUUAGGCAAUUUAAAUGUUUUUACUUUGAGUUUUCAUUGGCUCUAAAGGUAUUUUCCGUUCGGCUGAUUGAUUGUCUUUAUUUUGAUUUAUUUUUGGUUUUACGAUACUCGAUCAAGAAAGCUCUCUUGAGGACGUUCUUUCCGCUACAAAAUCACUCAUUUAUUUUUUUGAAUUGCAGGUCAACUGCCCGAUUAGUGGACCAGAUUCGAUUAUUCAAACAGAUGCGUUACGCCUUCCAAACCAAUGAUGAAGUGAAAGAGAGACUCAAACAGCGUAUACAGGAGUGUAAAAGUGAAAACCUUCAUGCCCUUGCUUCUGAAAACGCCAGCAACUUUCACCUAUCCUCCUCGCAAGGUUCCAGAAAAUUCCACGAUGCCUUUAGGAAGAUGAAAGCUACCUUUGGUGGUCAUAACUGAAGAUGUCUUCAACACAGUCAUCUAGCUGUCACGAUUAGGUGUCUUACAUAUCAGGCGUUAUUUUUUUUCGUGGGCUAGUUCUGAAAAAUCACAACAGCCUCCGAAUUUGAUGACUGAGAGG